AGAGUGAAAAGCUCUUUAACAAGACAUCUUCAGCAAGAAGGCACAGAAGCUUUCCUACAGCUCAUUUGUUUCUUAUAAAGAGUUACCUACUAUCAGAAAGAUGGCUGGCUCUUUCACACGUAUGAUCGCCGGACGCAACGGGGCUGUGCUGUUGGCCAGCCUGGGCGCGGGAACCAUGGCGACUGGUUUCCUGAUGAGUGAUAACCCCCUAGCUGCUGAGGUCAGGACAAAGCUUUACCCCCCCAGCUCUGAUUUCCCCGACCUGAGGAAACACAACAACUGCAUGGCCAAGGCUCUGACUCCGGCCAUUUACGGCAGACUGAGGGACAAGAUCACCCCCAACAACUGGACCCUGGACCAGUGCAUCCAAACCGGAGUGGACAACCCCGGACACCCUUUCAUCAAGACCGUGGGCUGUGUGGCUGGUGAUGAGGAGAGCUAUGAGGUGUUCUCUGAACUCUUUGACCCCAUCAUCAAAGACAGGCACAACGGCUACGACCCCAACACCAUGACUCACCCCACUGACCUGGACGCCUCCAAGAUAACCAAUGGCGUGUUUGACGACAAAUACGUCCUGUCGUCCCGUGUCCGCACUGGGCGCAGUAUCCGCGGGCUGAGCCUCCCCCCCGCCUGCUCCAGGGCGGAGCGCCGUGAGGUGGAGCGGGUGGUGGUGAUGGCCCUGGCCGGCCUGAAGGGAGAUCUGGCCGGACGCUACUACGGCCUGCAAGACCUGACAGACAAGGAGCAGCAGCAGCUCAUUGACGACCACUUCCUGUUUGACAAGCCUAUCUCUCCUCUGUUGACAUGUGCCUUUAUGGCCAGAGACUGGCCUGACGCCAGGGGCAUCUGGCACAACAAUGAGAAGACCUUCCUGAUCUGGGUGAAUGAGGAGGACCACACCAGAGUCAUCUCCAUGGAGAAGGGAGGCAACAUGAAGAGAGUGUUUGAGAGAUUCUGCAGAGGACUCAAACAGGUGGAACAGCUGAUCCAGGAGAGAGGCUGGGAGUUCAUGUGGAAUGAGCGUCUGGGAUACAUCCUCACAUGUCCGUCCAACCUGGGCACUGGACUCAGGGCUGGCGUGCACGUGCGCCUGCCAAAUCUCAGCAAGGACACACGUUUCUCCAAGAUCCUCGACAACCUGCGGCUGCAGAAGAGAGGCACAGGUGGAGUGGACACAGCUGCCACUGGAGACACCUUUGACAUUUCCAACAACGACCGUCUGGGUAAAUCUGAGGUGGAGCUUGUCCAGAUGUUGGUGGAUGGCGUCAACUACCUGAUUGAAUGUGAGAAGAAGAUGGAGAAGGGACAGGACAUCAAAGUCCCGUCUCCCGUCAACCAGUUCAGGAAGUAAAAAUCCGAACUCAUCACAGCACCGGUGUUAGUGGGGGGGGGCUCUCUGCUCCGAGCUCCCCCCAAACCUCAGAGACGUCUGUCCGCUGCUACAGGUGGUUUCUUUACUUCUCCAACAAAGAUUGCAAAUCUUUAUAACCUAAUUUUAGUCAUGGACUGCAGUUAGGGGGGAUUCUACCUCAAGUUCCAGGUCAUCACUAUUCCUGACUUCAAUAAAAACAAAAAUAAACACUU
This is a messenger RNA of Notothenia coriiceps (black rockcod), 1584 nucleotides long. Its product is annotated as creatine kinase S-type, mitochondrial-like. Bases 101 to 1351 code for a protein of 416 amino acids. The transcript is spliced from 10 exons. Gene Ontology annotation, biological process: phosphocreatine biosynthetic process. The record is from RefSeq and is a predicted model, not a curated record. Lineage: Eukaryota; Metazoa; Chordata; Actinopteri; Perciformes; Nototheniidae. Gene Ontology annotation, cellular component: mitochondrion. Gene Ontology annotation, molecular function: creatine kinase activity.